Rhodotorula graminis WP1 is the source of this 1673-nucleotide messenger RNA. RefSeq lists its product as uncharacterized. The record is from RefSeq and is a predicted model, not a curated record. Gene Ontology annotation, molecular function: G protein-coupled receptor activity. Gene Ontology annotation, biological process: adenylate cyclase-activating G protein-coupled receptor signaling pathway. Gene Ontology annotation, cellular component: plasma membrane. Bases 102 to 1616 code for a protein of 504 amino acids. Lineage: Eukaryota; Fungi; Basidiomycota; Microbotryomycetes; Sporidiobolales; Sporidiobolaceae. The transcript is spliced from 4 exons.
GCGCUCUCGAGCGCAGGUCCUCUCGCCGCUCUCGCGCACCUCUCGCUCCCGCCCUCCGAGUCGCGCUCCCCGCCGCGCGCGAGCGUCGCCCGCCCGCACGAAUGCCAGACGCCGCCGCUGGCGACCCGUACUGGGUCCCGCUCGGCGUCAAGCGCUCGGGAAUGAUCGCAGUCGCCUCGGCGGCGACCGUCUCGCUCGUGUUCAUCUCGGCGCUCCUCACGUACGUCGCGACGCUCCUGUGGCGACAUCGGCGUGCGGCGAGGAGCGCGCACGGGCAUGGGCACGGGCACGGGCGCGUCGAGCGCGAGUCGAGGGCCAUGCGGUUCUUGGCGUCGUCGCACGGCGUCGCGUUCGCGAGCUUGUUGACGGGCGACCUACUUCAAGCCCUCGGCUUCAGCCUCACGUACCAUUGGCUCGCACUCGGCGCCGUACCAGCACCCGCACACCCGACCGCCCUGUGCACGGCGCAGGCCGUCCUUAUCCAGGUCGGCGACAUCGGCAGCGCCUUCUCGGCCCUCAUCAUCGCCGCCAACCUGUUCGCCAUCAUCGUCCUCAAGCGCACGGCAUCGUUCGCGGUCCUCCUGUCGGCCAUCGCGUUCGCGUGGAUCGGCUCGGGCGUCCUCGCAGGCGCCGGGCCCGCCGCCUUUCCUCCUCGCCCGGGUCGCCUCCCGUUCUACGGGCCCGCCGGCGGGUGGUGCUGGAUCGGCGCCGGGAACCAGACCGAGCGUCUCACGCUCCACUACCUGUUCGUCUUCAUCGUCGCCCUGUCGACCUUCAUCCUGUACUCGGCGAUCGCGCUCCGCAUCUGGUGGCGGCGGCGGCAGCUCGGCGGCGACGCGACCUUUAGCGGCGGCACGACCAACGUCGCCAAGAUCAUGCUCAUCUACCCUGCCGUGUACGUCGCGACCAUCCUGCCCAUCUCGGUCUACCGGUGCGCCGCCAUGGCCGGUCACACGUGGCCGAUCGAGUACGCGCUCGCCGGCGGCGCCAUCUUUACCCUGUCGGGCGCCGCCAACUGUACGGUGUAUGCCGUGACGAGGCACAUCGUGUCGUUUGACGGCAUCGGCGAGGCCUUGAGGCGAGGGAGCGGCAGUGGGUCGUUCGGGCGCUCUUUCGACGUCCGCCGCCUCUCCGUGUUCACGACGCACCGACCCUCUCUCGACCCCUCCCAGCACUCGACCGAGCCGCCCCGCCCCUCGUUCAUCUCGCGACUGCGCGCGCUCUUUCACGAGGCCGAUGAGCCGUCCUCGUCCGCCGAGUCGAGCCCGACGCUCGCAGGCGCCGUGCGCAUCAAGGUCGAGACGGACGUCGCGGACCCGCACGGCGGCGGCCAGUCGGCCUCGUCGCGCCUCGGCGAGUACACGACGGUCCAGUGGGGCGUCCCGGGCGGCACGGCGGCGUCGCGCGGCCGAGAGAGGAGGCCGAGCGUCGCGGUGAGCCCGCUCGAGGGCCGGCCGUUCUCGCAGCUCGACCCGGUCGCGCGCAGGAGGGAGUGCGAGCGAGAGAAGGACGGCGAGCUCGCGCACGAGGUCAAGGACACGGGCGAGAUCGAGCAGGUCGAGGAGGAGCAGGAGGCAGAGCGCGAGCAGGGUGUGCGGCGGCGAGAACCGGCUUAGUUGUACCCUCGAGUAGACGACGAGUAUUCGCAAAGACAUGUCAUGGUUCCCCUCUCG